Seminavis robusta is the source of this 8728-nucleotide messenger RNA. The record is from the annotation of a GenBank genome assembly. Lineage: Eukaryota; Bacillariophyta; Bacillariophyceae; Naviculales; Naviculaceae.
UACCCGAGCUUGUCAAACCCACUUGAAGUGGUCGGAGAUCAUUGCAGGUUGUGCGUUGUGGGCUCUGGACACUGCAGAGGGUGGGCGCCAAGAUGCUCGCUCUUCUGCCCUGUAUUUGUUCAAUUGCAGAUGAUUGAUUGAUUCUAUGAUUCUUAGUAGUAAAGCUAUGAUACCCUUUCAUCUGGCCCGUACAGAAACACCUUGGGCUCGAGACUGAGAACCGCCGAGAACGAGCGUUUGUGCAGAUGUGAUUUCAUCGCCUGUGUCCGAAUAUGAAUGUUUGUGUCGGGGUGCUUUCGUUGCUUGUGGGUUGUGUAUGCGAGUGUCUAGAUACUGUAACAAAAUUGUGAGGCGUGAGCAAAAAGAAAAGUUGGCAGACAGGCUAUUCCAUCAGUGGAACUGCCUGCUGCUUCUCCAAUUCUUCUUCAGCGGGCGUCUUGCUGAGGUUCAAAAUGGGGUUGAUGCACGUUAACAUCAAAACGGCAGCGGAUCCGAACAGAGUGGCCAGCAAGCCCCAUCCAGACGACCAUCCCAUGCUAGGAACGAUUUUGCUGAUUGCUGCAAAGAUGGGCGCCGAGAGGAGGAAUCCAAACCCGUCCAAAAAGCUGAUGACCACUGGCUUGUGAUCGCCGUAUCGUUGUGCAAUCAUGGCUGGGAACUGAAAGUACUGAAAGGAGAUGUUCGAGGCCAUGAUUCCAGACACCAGUGCCAAGGCAGCAGUCAUGGCCCAUCGAUUGGGGAGAAGUCCCGCUCCCACUUGUGACAAGGCAACCAAACCCAAGGUUGCCGAGAUACAAGCAACGUAUCGCUUCUUCAGAAAGUUGCGCUUGUCUUGCAGGGUAGCGCAUUUAGCAUACUUCUUGGCACCUGAGAUGAGUCCUUGGAUCAACCCAAACGUAAUAGUAAUGGUUAAUCCUCCUGAAAUUGCAGGUGGCAAGGAUGACAUUUCUUGAAAGAAUGUGCCGAGAAUACGAUCUGUUCCACGGCAGACAAAGGACAUGGAAUGCGCCAGACCCAGCAUCAAAAACAGAGGACUGCCUAGGACCGCCUUGAGGGAAUGGGCGACACUCUUCCAUUCAAAAGGCGGCUUUUGCUUUUGAACCUCUGCUGCAGCCUCACGUCCUGGUGCUUGAGAGAUCAACAUAGCCCCUCCAAAGGCCACAAGCGCACCCAGCUGAGCCACUAGGCGCCAGUGGAAGGCACUACUGAGGGUCAUUCCAAAAAACUUUGCCAGGAGCUGUCCACUGGUGGAAGACAAACCCAAGGCUGUCAAGGCAGCAGACAACUUGACGGGCUCCUUUGCAUAAUAGUUGGAAAGCAUGACGGCCAGAGAAGCCCAUUGAAUGGAUGCAAAGAACUCCAUGCCUGCAAAGGCGUAAGACAUGGUUUGGGCAUUGGUGGACAAUGAGAAGGCCAAUGAACAGACUCCCAAUCCGACCAAAUACGCAGAGCUGCAAAAGUACGAUCCCAGUUCUUUGCAGAUGAAUCCAUUCACAAACUUCCCCAAGGCACCUCCCAAAGAAGCCACGGAACUGAUACUGGCAACUUGAGACGCCACCAUGACAGUGGCAGCCUUUGCAGACAGUGACAUGGUGGUGGCAUGUUCAGUGGCAGCAAUGGGUACCAGAAGGACUGGCAACGACAGAGCCAUGACAUUGCACAGGUAAGAGACAAAAACAAUGCCGUCGAUGCGCUUGAGGAAAUGCUUCUUCUUCUUCUCCACAGCGGCAUCUGGUGCUUCCGGGAAAACGGCAUCGAUAACUUCUUCUUCCACUAGAGUAGCAGUCAUGGUACUGUUUUCUCCCCUGGGAAAGAGUCUUGGCCCCGUCGUAGCAACACUGCUCUGUUUGAGGGGCCGCCAUCGUCUUUCCCGUUGGGUGGUCAAUGCACGCAGUCGUGCUCCUCCACGCAACUCUUCCGAAGCCCCGGGGCUUCCUCCUCUUGGAAUAGAGGAUACCCGAGCAGAGGAGAAAGCUUCCGUGGCAACCGCAGGGCACAGGAACAGGAGCGCCAGAACCGUCAUGACCUUGUGGUGUGAAUAAUAACACUUCGUGGCUUUCAUUGUUUCUUUCUUGUUCUCUUGCAGAACUCUGUUAAAAGAAUUCAAAGAUAUGUUUUAUAUUAUGCGGUGACAAGGAGCUUCACUCAGCUCACUUCAGACAGACUACCUAGAAAAAUAAUGCGGAAGCGGAGUUGACGUUGACAAGACUCUCUAUUCAGAUACGGUAGAUCAAUCAAUCAACCAGAUGGUGACAUUCUGCUUUGGCAAUGGAUCUGCUAGCUGGCCAGCUAACUCCCUGUAGCCAUCUUGAAUUGGUGUCGGUGCUGUCGAUGUCAUCGUUCCUACAGGACCAGAACAAUGACAAGCGGCUAGUUGGAGUGGGCGUUGCAGGUGGAUUUUGCUCCACGUCAUGCUGAGCUCUUUCUGAGAACUAAUUGCCUUUUACAGCGGUGCAGCUCAAGCUGCGAAGACGCCAUGUAGUCUAAUCAAUUGCUUGAUUGUCUUUGCAGCAGAAGAAGCCAUGGGGUAAAGUGUGAAGACAGAUGUUACUAGUACCAUCUAUUAGUGUCUACCAUUGUAGUAGGUAGACGAACACAAUGGUCUGGCGUUGGGCGUGGAGCGAGUUAGUCCAGUUUUGGGGUCUGGAGUGGGUCCUGGUGCUGGCCCUGGAGCACUAGGUCCGGGGUUCAAUCCAAGUCAGGAACCUGAUAUUUUGCCUUGAGUGGGUACUGUAAAUGGAUCAUGGGUACGGUAGGACUUUGCACUUUGCGUGGGAACAUGUGUGGCCCUCGCUCAGAAAGGGACCAGGUGUGGGACUUGGAGCGGGUCCAGGAGUACGGGAGUUGGCACUGAAGCAAGUCCAGCAUUGGAGACCUGGAGUGGAACCAGUGGGGCCUGAAAAUGUGCCAGGAGUGGGACUUGGAGUGGAUCCUCAACCUGGUUCUUGAAUUUGUCCAGGAUUGGGGCUUGCAGUGUCGUGGGGUUUAGAGCGAGUGGUUGCUGCCUGGAAGGCACGAGGGGACUGGAGAUGGACCUAGUGUGGGGCUUGGCGUGGAUCAUCAUACUGGUCCUGUAAUUGGUCCAGCAUUUGAGGUUGGAGUGGUUCCUGAAAAGGAUUUGGUACCAGAAGUUGGUUUGGGAGUUUGUCCACGCCCUGGGAACCCUGGUUUGGGGCGGUCGUGAUGUUGGGUGUUGGCCUGCGAGUUGUCCCUUCUUUUUGAACAGCUACGCAAGCAUAGUAUUGGUUCUGUGUUGAUGCAAUGUGGUAAGACCUGGUGUUUGCAUGAAGAUGCAGCUCAAAGUGUUUGACGACGUGUAGCAUCGUCCGGGUUUGAAGGGGUUCUGUCUUCUACAGUGCUCAGGUUUUCUAAAAUGCAACAAAUACUGCUUAGUAAGCCAACAUUAGUAACUACAAAGGCUUAGAUCUCAACACAUUGAAAAGAUAAUGCUUGGAGUUGGGCCCUGGCGGUAGCAAGACACUGGAGCUGAGGCUUGAAGGUGAUUCUUUGGUGCCAAGCUUCUGACAUGAAAGCACAACUCAAUCGAACGAUAGUCCCUCUUGUUUAUAUAACCUGUUUGACGAAGACCUGGAAAGGAACCCUCUUUAUUUAGACGACAGAAGCUUUGGCGGACCUACUCUUGCGGAAGAGUCCCCAACUUUUCCUUUUCUUCUUUCCAUCCUUGUUUUUGGCCGCCUUGGCCGCCUUGGCAGCUUGGAGGCUGUUGGUGGGGGUGCUUUUGUUGAGCGUGUUUGUGGAUGCCUGCAUGGCAUUGGCAGGAGGCAAGACCGGUUCCGACUGAGUCAUCCUGGGUGCUUCAUUGUUGCUGAUUUCCAAAGGAGUUCCGGUUUCUUCGGCCUUGGCAACAGCCUCCUCGGUGACUUCGGCAUCUCCUGAUUGGGCCACAUCCCCUCCCUGAGCAGCACCCUCUGUUGGAGCUGCUGUCUCUUCCUCCUUAGUUGAUUCCUUGAGCUCAGAAGGAGGAUCAGGCCUUUCAAUGGCAACCUCCAUGGCAGCGGGGUUGCUGUCAUCGCUGCACGAUUCAGUGUCGGCAGUUUCGACAAUUGGGGUAUCCUUCACCGGUGUCGUCGUCGAUGUCGCGUUUUCAAUGACGCUCAAGGACUUGAUUCUCUCCAUUUCAGACUCAUCAAUAUCUUCCAAAUCAGUGAAGCAAAAGGCACGUUCCAGCCCCCCGCAAAACUUUAGGAAACCCUGGGCCACAUCAUCGUCCGUGUCGGCACACUGUGCCUGAUCACAGUCUCUCGUCUUCAUGGCUCCACAUGGAACAUCAGUAAACAGCAAGGAGGGGAAACCGAAUUAUCUAAAAAUGCUAACAAGCAACACAAUGCAAUGAGGAUGGACAACUAACUUUUGCGGCAAUCCUCUGAAGGCUCGGUUGAUGAGGUGGUUCGCUUUUUAUGGCGGCCGAUCAAGCCCUUGCUGCUUCCUACAUAGACUUAUCCUCACGAUUUUUGGCAAUGGCGCACCGCAAACUAUGCCAACGACCAUGCGAGUUGAUCUUCUCGACAAGAAAGAUGAGGCUGUAUUGAACACCCCCAAUUUUGGCUUCUCAUUCUUGUUUUGUUUUCGUCGGCCAUCCUCUUUGGGUACCGAAAGGUGCCCUAUUUAAGGAGAUGGUACUUAAGAAGUCUUGGAAAAUGGCUCUCACGCAAGACUCAACAGCAUAAAGAGCGGCGACCAACCUCUGGCCACAGAGCUCAGGGACCUCAACAAAAAAGCCGAACCCAAGGUGCGCUCUUGCAUUUCUUCAAAACCUAACGGCACCACUCCGAUCCCAUAAAAUAACCCACAGCAGUUGCAGGACCAUUGAAGAUGUUGGCAUCAUUGUAUGGUCUACGCUCUCUAAGAUCUGAAAAAAUCGUGACAACUCUUCAUCUAUUGGAGUAGCUAGUAUGAUAGUCUUUUUAUUUAGUAACCAUACAUGUAGCUGUGGUUUGCUUCUCUGGAGGUGCCAUCGGCAACAUGAAUGUCAGAGCUGUUCUAUUGUAGUAUGUGACAACUCUGGAGCCGUGGGAAGAGGCUUGGCCCUGGCUUGAUUUAAAGAUUCUUGCUACUGCUACAUAACAUCCAGUUCAAUUGGGUGCGCGGCCUCCCCCGUCUACGGUACUAUCAUACGUUUAUCCUAUCACGUGAAGCAAAGCAAGCUUUCCAAGUAACGACCUAUCUCCGCCUCCAUACUACUAGCGCAGUUUCGGAGCGAGUUUGCUCCUUGCUAAGUAGUUGAAUGCCACACCGGUGCGUACCAUGGUAGAUUUUAAGAUCGGAUGGGUGCACAGCAGUGAAACAUUUCGCAGAGGUAAACUAGUCAGUCAUACGGUACGGAGUACUAGUCUAGUAGUCUGUUGGCUUCGUACCGGUGCUAUGAUUUCUAUAGUUUUUUCUGAACAGUUUUACAGUAGCAUAGCUAUUCCUUGAUUGCUUCGGUUCAUUCGAAUGAUUCUAUUUGCUACGCCCCUUGCCUUUAUUGUAGUACCCUCUGGGAGCUCAAUACCAGUGACGUCGUCCCACUCCAACUACUUGUGCCUUGUCGCUCGUUGCCCAACCGCGUUCGAGGGACGUCUUUUUCUCCUGUUUGCUUUCUUACGACGACGACGACGACGACUCGGAGAACAAGCACACCAUGACCUUGUUCCCAUUGACGACAAUGCUGGGGUGCUGCGCGUGAUCCUCCAAUGCCGCCGCAACCACGCCAACGGCUCGAGCUUCUCUCAUAAUGUUGUGAAAGGCUCGUCGAGUGGCUAGAUUGCCCAAAAGUCCACACCCCGCCACUUGAAUCUCCGUGGCCGUGGAAAAGUCCUUCAUGGUCUGUACGACUCGCGCAAUGCCAUCCAAUUCCAGAACGAAUCGUUGCAUCGAUCGUCCCAGCAUGUCGUCGUCAUCUUCACCUCCACCACAAGGCGGGGAAAGCGUAUUCAUGAGAGCAUAGCACGCCUGUUUCUGGACCCCUUGAGAGCUCGGAAAGACCGACAUUGCAUUGAGGGCGGCUUCCACGGCACCGCACUGGAGCAACGUGUUUCGGCCAUGCGGAUCGUUUUGGCAGGCAAACGCCAGCAAACAGAUACAGCUGCAUCCAUCCUUCUGCACGCCCUUGUGGUGCUGGAACUUGCGCAUGACCGUGAGCACGACCACGGCAGCUCCGAGUUGGUUGGCUUGUUGACAUUCGGACGCCUCCUUUCGUAGGAGUUCCGCGAGCUUUGUCAAUGCACGAGCCACAUUGGCGGCAUUGUCUUGUGCCAAAUCGACCGUCAAGAGUUGCGCAAGGACAUCGAGCUGAGGAACGAGAAGGACCGCUUCCGUGUUCUUGUUUAUCGUGGAUGAUGCGACAGGACUUGUACUGUGCGUCUCGUCGGGCUGCGCAUUACGUCCAUUGAUAUGCGGGUCCUCUUCAACCUUGACGCGAACGCUAGUAGUGGCCGUACUGCCACCAUUGUCUUCGCAGACACGACGGCGCUUGUUAGCAGAAGACGAUGCCAUGGAUUUCAUGCUGUUUUGAUUUGAUGCAAUGUAAAUCUUUUUGAGAGAGCGAAACUUUGCACGAACCGAGACUCGAGAGACCACGCGUGUGUCAUACACGAUGGCGGCAACGUGGAGUUCAGCGUUGGGCACUCUCAAGAGUCAAUGAAAAUCUAAAAGAGGAAAGUGAUACCCAUGAAAAUGAAACACGCUGACAAGCUACGAUACCAGGUAGCUAACUAAUAACUGAAGGAUACUUCUUGCUGGUUGGCCGUCAUGUUGCGGUUUUCGUGUGUUGUGUCUCUCAUGGCGGCGGCAUGCCGUUUGUUCGAGCCAUCAUUGUUGGCUCCUUUGAGAAAAGUGGGGGCGGUCGGCGUGCCCGAGAGCAACAAUGACGCUCUCUAAAUCCGGAACCUGCCUUGACAAAUAACUGCCAAUUUAUUUUGUUCGCGCUUCACCACAGGACUGCUGACUAGCUCGGUAAAAAGUAAUAAAGGAGAAGAGGAAGAAACAUCAUCCUCCAUCAAGACAGAAUUAAGAGGUAGACAACACCAUGGAGACUUGUCGCCUCCGUGCCUGUGAAGCACUGGUGGAAUGCUUGGCCAACAAUGGCAACAGGAACAUCACUUUGCCAGAGAGGAGCGAACUACAGGAAGCAAUGAGUGUACCCGCCCAUCUCGUCUACAUUUACGGUCUUGUCGUCACCGUCGCAGAGGAGUCUCCUCCUGUAUAUACACCGGCACAAGAAUCCUUAUUCACAUCUCUUCAGAAGCUUUAUAGUCUUCAGGUAAUAGAGCAGCAACUCAAAGAGGAAAAGAGCAAUGACAGUCAUGAUGACGAUGAUGAUGUUCCUCCUCCACCAACAUCUCCUCCCAAGAGUCGGGCGUUUCAGUUGAGUCCUUCAUUGAAACCCACCGAUGCCGAUCUACAACGAAUUCACGAGGAAGUAGAAACCAUGAUGGCGGAUCUAGAAACUCAGGCACAAGUAGCGGAAGACGAAUUGCGGGUUUUGGCGGAAGCGGAAACCAACAAGACGAGCAACAAAUCGUCGGAUAGACAUCAACACCCAAAGAAGACCCCGACAAAGAUCACCACAAUGGCAAAGCAUAUCCGGGAGGAAUCCAUGACCCCUCGAACGUGCGAAACACUCGAGCAGGUAUUGGCUCAAAUUCAACCACAAUCUAGCGAAGAGGACAACAACAACAACAAUCAUGGAUGGGUCACUGUCACCAAAAAGCCCACCAAACCCAUUCUUCACCUAUCAAGAUCUAGCUCGACGCCUACCAAAUCCAAAGCAAGAGUGAGCUUUGUGGCCGGAGAUUGCUUUGUGGAAAUGGAAAAUCAGCGGCCAGUAGUGCCUCCGGCCAAGGCGGCUCCAGCUCCCGAGACCAUGGUCAAAACCAAGACGGAUCAAGGAGCAGAAACCGUGGUGAACAUCAAACCAGAGGAUGAUGAGGCGUCAUUUGUGGAGGAACCCAAAGUAGAAGUCACGUUGGUGGAAGAAAAGAAGGAAGAGGAGGAAGACCAACAACCAAUCGAACCAAUCGUAGAAGUGGACGAAGAGGAGCAUAAUGAGAAACAGCGCAUUGACGUGAAUGAGGACGACAAGGAAGAACAGCAACGGGAAGGCGAGGAGGAAGCGAGACAGCAAACUGACGAUGUUGAAGAUGAGGAGAUACAAAAGGUCGAGGGAGCAGAGGAGGCAAAACAACAAUCAGAAAUUGAUGACCAAGAAGAGCAGCAGCAAAGAGAUUCUGUCGAAGUGGAACAUACAACUCCAAAGCAGUUGGAGAUGGAAGUUGAGAUGGAAACAGAACCGGUCCAGCCACCAGUGGUCAAGCAGAGCGUCUCGGAGCUAUCUGGCGUUGCUGAAGAGGUCCUGGACAGCAAGGACGAAUCCGACAAUAACAAGAUUCUGAAUCUAUUGGAGCAACUCCAGGAUCGAGUUGGUCAACUAGAAGAGGCUUUGGCCAUGAGUGAACGGCACUUUCAGACGCAGAAAGAAGAGCAUGCUCGCGAGCUAUUCAAAGAAAGAGAACAGGCGGAGGAACGACAGCAAGCACUGCAGCUUCGUUUGUACAUUAGUGAAACCAAGCUCAAGACCUAUGAAGAUGCCUUGGCAGAACAUGUCAAGGCGGUUGCCAGCAACACGGCAACGGGACCUGUUUCGUCGUCGCCGGAUCGAGCCCCUGGCACAUUGCAUCCCGUGGAAGAGUCGCCUGGAAAACGACCUUGGGAGUCCUCUAAAGAGUAG